Phalaenopsis equestris is the source of this 345-nucleotide messenger RNA. RefSeq lists its product as uncharacterized. The transcript is spliced from 2 exons. The coding region runs from base 1 to 345 and encodes 114 amino acids. Lineage: Eukaryota; Viridiplantae; Streptophyta; Magnoliopsida; Asparagales; Orchidaceae. The record is from RefSeq and is a predicted model, not a curated record.
AUGGGUUAUCCGGCUCUUAUUACUACUUUAUGUGUUGAAUCUGGAGUAAAAUAUGAGACUUGGGAAAAAGUGUUACCAUCUCAUAAACCUAUUCGAAAAUUUAAUAAGCCUAUUGGAAAGACUAAUUUGGAGAUGUAUGGAAAGCAUGUUGGAAGAAGAGUAGAUUAUGAUAUUGCUUGUCAUGAGGCGAUGGAGAAAUUCUUAAGGGGUGACUACUCUGUAGUAUUUCCUACUUUCCCCAGAUAUACGGCUUAUAAACCUGAUGAUGUGGAGGAGGAUGUAGACUUUAAUGAUGAUGAUGAUGAUGAUGAAGAUGAUGGUGAUAAUGGUGAUGAUGAUGUGUAG